This is a messenger RNA of Calidris pugnax (ruff), 269 nucleotides long. RefSeq names its product integrin alpha-10-like. Gene Ontology annotation, biological process: cell adhesion mediated by integrin; cell-matrix adhesion; integrin-mediated signaling pathway. Lineage: Eukaryota; Metazoa; Chordata; Aves; Charadriiformes; Scolopacidae. The transcript has 3 exons. The record is from RefSeq and is a predicted model, not a curated record. Gene Ontology annotation, molecular function: integrin binding. Gene Ontology annotation, cellular component: integrin complex; external side of plasma membrane. The annotation marks the transcript as partial.
GGGAGCAGCGUGUUGGUGCUGGAGGAGGGGGCUCAUCGGAGGGAGACGGUGCUUGAAAUCAUCCAGGGGAAGCGGGUGCCCAUCUCCCUCUGGAUCCUGGUGGGGAGCAUCCUGGGGGGGCUGCUCCUCCUGGCCCUCAUCAUCUUCUGCCUGUGGAAGCUGGGCUUCUUCACCCGCAAGAAGCCCCCCGAGGAAGAGGAGGAGGAGGAGAAGAAGGACGAGCAGUGAAGGCAGGAGGUGGCCCCUCGAACCGGCGCCGCGGGGGGGGG